UUCACCUGCCUGUACCCGUCUCGCCCUCAACCCUGCAAUACUUACUUGAUAAUGUGCAAAUGGCGGACGGGGCGAUGAUACUACUUCUUGUAUCUUUGGUACUACAAGCAACUCAAGUCCAAUCCGCAAGUAGCCUCCAUGGGUGUUACAUAGAAGACAUCAGGAACCGCCAUCUUCCGCUCAGCCCUGGCUACUAUGAUCCCAACGCCCUCACCGUAGAAAUAUGUACCAACUUGUGCGGAGCGUAUCAAGCAAUAUAUGCAGGCUUGAUAGCAGGUCGAUUCUGUUUCUGCGGUGACAACGAACCCGACGCUGCCUUCAUCACCGGCACCUCCAACUGUUCCACGCCAUGUGCCGGGGAUGCGGCUCAGAUGUGCGGGGGGGAGACGUACCUCAGUGUUUACCAGUCGGCCCAACCCAUCAAAAGGGUAGAUCUGAGCGUCAGUCCAAGCUUCGCCACGACGGGAGAGGCGGUGACCUUUUCUAUUGACGUCGACGCUGGCGGGAUCUUGACGUAUCAGAUGAACUACGAUGACGGCAACGGUGACAUGAAAAACAACGCUACGGGUAUGUUGACGAAGACAUAUGCGAUCCCUGGUCAGCAUGACGCAAUUGUCACUGCUAUGGACACUGCUGGCGCCAUUGUGCCCAAGUCUAACGUAGCAGGGUUGGUGGUGCAGGCGCCCGUCAAGAACAUCACUGUGGAGUGUCCCCUGUUCAUAACGGACGAAGAAGACAAGUGUGUCGCCAUCAUCACCCAAGGGACACAUCUCCGUCUGACAGACAAUGUGGAUGGCACGGACAGGACAAUUGACGUUGCAGACCCGAUUGUGGAUGGUGCUGGUUGUUGCGUGCCUUCGACCAACGACCCGCAAGUGGCCACAACCGAGGACAAGGACUACAUGAUGUACGCCUCAGAGUUUAAGUACGAGGGCGUGGUCACACACUGGGAGCUCUGGGCAGAGACGACUGGGACACUCAUACUCUUGAUCCUACAACCCGACUGCACCCCAUACUGCUACGAAACAAACGCAUGUGGAGCGUGUGCAGGAAUGACUUGCACAAGCCCCAACGUUUUCUGCCCCAGAGCUCAGAGCUGCUCCACAGGAUGUACCCCUCUCGACAGGCACCCAUGUGCCGCACCCCUAUCUGACUACACCAUCCGCCAGACACUCACGCUGACACUGACGGCCACUGGUUAUCAAGUCAUUGACUCCCAAGACUACACCCAUGUAUACCCCGGAGACAUCAUCGCCUACAGAAAAUCAGCAGGAUCAGCUGCACUUACAGUGUCCUACAACCAGACAGAGUGUGACAGGAAGUAUCCACCUACCACAACCAAUUUUGCCAAAACUGGUGGCAUCUCGAUGCCAAAUACCCGCCAUCAUCUGAAAGCCAUUUUCUCAAGUCAGACAAAGGUAUACCUCACUUACACCUUCACCACGGCUGGUACCUACCCUCUGACUACCAACGUCAGUAACAUCGAUAUUCCCUUCUCUGAACUGAACGUCACCGAGAUCGAGGUUCUGCAAGGCAUUAAUGCUACUAUCAUUGACGCCCCCAUGUAUUGGGUCACAAACGAGGAAGGGACGUUAAACAUCCUCCCGCACACAGGAACCAACGUGAAACGCAACUGGGACUUUGGCGAUGGGUCAUCCAUUAAUGAUACUACCACCGACCACUACAACCACACCUUCACAGCAAAGGGCGAAUAUAAUGUCUCAGCAAUAUCCUGGAAUCAACUGACCAGUAAAUCCAACAUCACAACAGUCAUAGUUGAGGACAGAAUUGAUGGCUUCACAGUCUUGUACAGCCCUUGUGUGACCCUCAGCAACUGCCCUUUCACCAUCCAGUUAACAGGGGGAUCGGACUACACCAUCGACUGGGACUACGGCGACUCCACGACCAACACCACACUGGAGGCCGACUACGGUCACAACGGCAUCGUGAAUCAUGUCUUCACCGUUGGUGGUAACUAUACCGUAACUGCUAACUGCUCAAACCACGUUAGCUCUCUCAUCUUCAUCUUCACUGUGGUCGUGCAGGAAGAAUGUCUUGGGUUGGCAUUGGUCAGAACCGGAGCUGAGAAACUAGUUAGCUUCAGAAUCGAAUGGACAUUGACACAAGGAUCAGACUGCGUAUUUAAUUUGGAUUUUGAUAGCGUCAUCAUUCCUGUUGAGUCUGGAGAUAUUGUCACUAAGAAAUGGCAGACAGCAAUUCUUCCUGGGAAGAUGGCGAACAAAUAUCCUCUUAUUCUGACAGUGACCAACAUGCUUGGUUCGAGAAACAUAACUGAAGACUUCACCAUAGAAACUGCAAUGAAGAAUGUUUCCAGUAACUGUGACCUUGCGAAGACCGGCACCAGUAUCCCUGUAACGUGCAGUGUUACAAUGGCAGAAGGAUCAAACGUUGUAUGUACAUGGGACUUCGAUGACGGAACCCCAGUCGAUACCCACGAUGAAGGACCAGCUGACUGGGCUAUCCGUACCAACCUGGUCGAACAACGUAGCCAUUCUUUCGCCACAGGAGAGCUGUUCAAUGUCACCAUCACGUGUGCUAAUAACGAUCGCUCUGAAAGUCAACACCACUCAGUCCUCGUUAUUCAGAGUGUCGUUGACGUCGAACUUGUCCACCGAGAAACCAUAUUCUUUGCACCCCCUGGUAUUGGAGCUUUCUCCUUUGAAACAACAGGAGGGACGCCAAAUGAGGCUACAGCUGAGUUCGACUUUGGUGAUAACUUUCGCUCCACAGAUCCUCUUCAAAUGGAUUUCAACUAUACCCAUGAGUACAGGGACCCUGGGUGCUAUCCCAUUACAGCUCGUAUCUGGAACGAAGUAAGUGGCAAGAACUUCACAGACCGCCAAAUGUGUGUCAUCGAUCCCGUUGAGGAUCUGGUCGUCACAGCUGAUCCUCCUGGUGCUAUUUUAAGUCAGGCUGCAAACAUCAAGGUCAUGAUGUACCGUGGGCCUAGCGGUCUGUUUGCAAAUAUCUCCUGCGACUUUGGCGAUGGCAGUGGAGCACAAACCUGGCAACGAACAGGUUCGGGACAGAACGGUGAAGAUGUACAACUGGUAACGUACAGUACACUAGGAACAAAGACCAUCACAUGCGACAUAACGACUCCACUUCAGUUUGAGACGGCGACUUAUCAAAUAGAAGUGGAUAAUCCUGUCACAAAUGACUGUGUCCUGUCUACGAACUAUCCCGUUACCUACAACAAUCCAAUUAAAUUCUUCGUAGAAUGCGCUACCAAUCCUAUGCCGACUAAUGCCAUAGUGACAAUAAACCAGGGCGAUGGUUCUCCCCCGGUCACUGUAACUGUUCCUGCCUUGACCGCUGGAACCCCAGUCGAAAUCCACAGCUACACUCCCGCCUCGGACGGUCACUUCGUUGCCCAACUCACCAUGGCCAAUGGUGGUUCCAGUAUCAACGCAACUUUGUUUGCCGGCAGUUACAUCCCUCUGACCUCCACGUCCUACAUGUGUCAGUACCAGCCUGACGUUCCCGUCGGCGGCCCCUUGUUGGAUGGUCUGGACGGGAUCAAUGUGAAGUUCCCCACAGGAUCCGCUAUCACCUGUACCACAACUCUAGGACCAGGGACUCCCGUGUACUAUGUGAUGACGGCUGUUCACGUCUCCAGCUCCCCAGUCGUCGUGUGCAACAAGACCACAAGUGUGUUUUCUUGCAUGCUGAAUGAGGCGGGACAGUACUCGGUGGAGGUGAAAGCCGUCAACCCACUUGGAGAAUCAACGCCAGAUACUAAAACCAUCAUCAUGAGACAACCCGUCAACAACAUCAUCGUCACCGAGCUAACGCCCAACGCCAAAGCUGGACAGGAGAAGAGUUUCAGUUUCCAGUUUGACGAGAUGGGCGAAGAGAGUUGCCUAAACGUUAACUUUGACGACGGGUCAGGCACGACAUACAACUACGGCGACCCUGCCUACUGUUCUCUAGAAGCGGCCUUCGCAGGAGGACGGGCUGCGGGUUCCUUGCAGAACCCAAUGACCGUACGCUUCAAAUACGACGCCGUCGGUAACUACCAGAUCAACGCCACUAUUUUCAACACCUUCUCUGCAACGCAUAUAUAUUUAUACCAUUCUGUAAGUUCCCAGGAUUGCAACAAGCCAGAUAUCACCAUUGAAGAUGGCGUCACAGAUUUUCGAACACCUCUUCAAUUCCAGAAAAGCAAAGAUAUUGUCAUCAGAGGCAAGUCAAAUAUCACCUGCGCUUCUACUCUUAAAAAUACCAAGUUAUGGCAAGUUGAACGGGCUGACAAAGAGUACGGGAGAUAUAACGGCUCCACCGGCUUUACGUCUGACAAAGCUGAACUUGUGAUCAGAGCGAAACAGUUAGCCUAUGGGUUGUACAAGGCGACCUACAGCAUUCAAAUGGACUUGGCCGACGGAACUACUUUUGUUGGGUAUGACUACACAUUCUUCGAGGUGAUCAUGUCUGACCUCGUGGUCGUCAUGGAGAUAGGGGGCAUCAGUGAGGUUGACCGUGGUGAGAAUCUUCCGGUGACCUUUAGCCCUGAUAAAUAUUCAUUCGAUCCGGAUGUGGACAUCACAGCUCCCCAGGGCUUCGAUGGAUUCACAUGGAGCUGUAGAAUAAUGAAGAACCUGUCCUUGGCAACUGCUUGUGACUCGAUCACCGGGCAACCAGGCGGAGAACUCACAUUCAACACCAACCUGUUCGUGGUCGGGGAGCAGAUCGAACUUUCUUGCAAUGGAUCUAAAGACACAAGAGCAUCUGUCGGCGCCAUUCUCGUCAAUAUCGUCACCGGCGCUCCUCUUAACUUAUACAUCAUGACGGCUGGCAGCAGCGUGACGACCCAGCUAGCGGACGGUAAGUUGGUGUCGUCGCAGGAACGUCUGGCGUUGGAGGUGAAGUGCAAGGACUGCGCAGCUAAUGUUGACCUCAACUGCCAAUGGACCGCCUAUUCCUAUGACUUCCGAUGGCCCUGGCGGGCGUACUUCGACUCCGAAGUGGAUCCCCAUCUUGUUGCAAUUGAUGGAAUGAAGUCAGAAACAAUCGCCAUCAAGCCAACCUUGUACGACCUUCACCCUAGUGUCACCAAGUACCGGUUCUCGGUCAAGUGUCAAAAACCCGGUGGUGAUUUAGGCCAAGCUGCGCUCAACAUCCAACUGAACCGACCCCCUCAACCCGGAACUUGUGUCAUCACCCCCAAGGCCAGCACCCUCACCUGGGAAGGGACUGGGGCAUUCAACGUCAAGUGCUCGGGAUGGCAGGAUGACAACGGAAUUGCUGGGUUUACAUUCUACAGCAAGCACAAGAACAACGAACUCGCCCAACAGAUAACGACGUACCGUGAGGCUAGUGACGUCACAAUCGACCCUCCAUUGGGGGCGGACUAUGACGACUUUAAGGAAGAGGUGUGGGUGGACGUGAAGGACUCCCUUGGCGCCGCAUACAGCUUCUUCAUCGACAACGUGACGGUCAAUCCAGCCAGUGUAGAUCAGAUACGAGCGUGGACUUCAAACGAGAAGUUGUUUUCUCAGACGGCCAUUGACAAACUGGCUGCAAGCGGGGAGCAGAAAGCGGUAACGGAGAAAAUGACCCAAAUUGCUACACUACUGAACACCGAGAGUAAGAGGAGCGAGAUAGAGUACCAACGUGUACCAGGAAUAGGCCCCAACAACGAAUACACCUCCUUCCUCGCCCCCGGCGACAACACCGUUGCCAACGGAAUGGAUGAUGCAACAGCUAGCGCCAACUUGGCUGAUCAGGAAGCUCGUAUAGAGAAAUACAACAUCGAGAGAGACAACAAUGCUGCAAUCCGAGACCAGAUCGCAGACAUCUGCGCCAACAUGACGACCCCGGAUCCGGCGGCCAUGCAACAAGUCCUCACGUGUCUUCAUACUGUUUCCUCGGAGGCUAAUGAGUGUACCAGACACUGUCAGCUCGUGACCCUUUCUAAGACGGAAGAGAUAGCGAAGGAACUCGAAAGUAUGAUUGCCUCAGCGGAAGUCAUCAAGGCAGUUGGCAUUGCACUCCUAACAACGACGUUAGAUGCCGUCACGUCCAUCGAUGUAAACGAGGAAUAUCCAACACUCACUGAUAUUUCUAAUGCAAAGAAAUCUGACAAGUACCCUAUCUAUGACACGGAUCUCGAGUCCUCCGAUCCAAGUGUCAUUGGUUCUGCCGACCCAUUCAAGCAACACGCCAAGAACGUGCACGCAGUGGAACAGGAGGAGGUGCAAUCAGGCAACUCUGGCAACGUAAAACAGAUCCGCGAUGUCGUAAUGAAGAAAAUGGCGCAGACUCUCACCCCCGGGGAGCGACUCGACUUCAGUACCCCCGCCGUCGUCGGCACCAUCAGCCAUGUUGACGUUGGCGAAACCGGAGGCGCCAUUAUCGACAUGCCGCUCACAAGAACAUCUCUAGCCUUACCAGCUUCCAACAUCUUCGGGAACCUUCUCGGAGAGAACGACACUGCUGUCGUAUCGGCAAUGGCUACCAAGAGAGACAUCAACACAUACGCCGACUCUACAUCCAGUCUUGGACCAGACACACAGUACCUGACCGUGGAGUUUUUGUCACAGAACGGAUCCGUGAUCCCUGUUCAGAACACUCCCGAACCUAUCAAGAUCAUCAUUGCACAUUCCUCUAGUGGCCCUAUCAACUACACGGAGUCCGAACUACACAUUGCAAAUUGGAACAACCUCUACUACACGAAGGUGAACCUCACCGGCGACGACUCUUCCAUCCACGUGGACGUGCAGGACCUUGCCGAUCCCGACAUCCAAGUUCUCCUCGUUGUCAAGAUGGGGGAGUUAUCUAACAUAGAAAAAGGAAUAUGUGAUGACGUUGCUUUCAUACCAAAGACUCUCGCACCCCCAAGAAUCAUGUCUUAUACAAUGGACAAUCGAAAGGUCAAGAAGUUCACGGGCACCGUAUGGCUAGGUUUCCGACCUGUCCCUAAAGGGUUUGACUCAAGCACCAUCACAUCCUGCGCUGACCUGAACAAACUAGACCUGAACUCCACCCACCCCGACCUCCAGCUUGGCGUCUACACCUUCACCAGCGGCUGUUACUUCUUCGAUGAGACCACCAAGCAGUGGUCAUCAGAUGGAUGUUACGUCGGAGAUGAAACCAACUACAACGAAACCGUCUGUUACUGCAACCACUUGACGACAUUCGGAGGCGGCUGGGCUGUAGCCCCCAACACCAUCGACUGGAACUUCGUCUUCGCCAACGCCGACUUCUACAAGAACCCCACCAUCUACAUCACAGAGAUGGUGAUAUGCGUGCUCUAUCUGCUCGCUGUCGUCUGGGCCAGGAGAAAGGACCGAAAGGAUCUCGAAAGGCUUGGACUUACGCCUUUGAAAGACAACGAUAGUCGUGACAAAUACUACUACGAAGUCAUUGUCGUGACGGGCAUGCGCAGAAAUGCUGGAACUGACUCAAAGGUGUUCCUCAUCUUGUCCGGUGAGAAUGACGAAACCGAUGUGCGCAUGCUCGGUGACGACAAACGGAAGGUCUUCCGGCGAGGGAACGUUGAUGCCUUCUUGAUGACUGUGCCAGAGCCCCUCGGUCCUCUGAACUACGCCCGUGUGUGGCACGACAACUCCGGCAAAGGCAAGUUCGGGUCGUGGUACCUCAAGUACCUCAUUGUCAGAGACGUGCAGACCGAGCAGAAGUUCGUCUUCAUCUGUAACAGAUGGUUCGCUGUCGAGGAGGACGAUGGACAGGUUGACCGCGUGAUCCCCGUGGCUGGACUUGCCCAGAUGACGGAGUUCGGGCACCUGUUCUCGGAGAGAAGCAAGAAGAACCUUGUUGAUGGUCACCUGUGGUUCUCGGUUGUCGCCCGACCCCCUCAGAGUCGCUUCACCCGUGUCCAGAGAGUGUCCUGCUGCCUGUGUCUCCUGUUUGCCACCAUGCUGUCCAACGCCAUGUUCUACGGCCUGGCCGAUGACCAGCCGGGAACAGCCUUCACAUUUGGUCCGUUUGCCCUCAGUCCCCAGCAGAUCUACAUAGGUAUCAUCAGCAACCUAAUCGUGUUCCCGGCCAACUUCAUCGUCAUCACACUGUUCCGUAAGUCAAAGGCCAGAAAGAUGAGGCCAUCCCGUCUGGAGGAAGCCCUGAAACAGAUGCCAAAUAGAACAUCUGCUUCAAUGACCGAUGUGAAGCCCGAGGUAGCUGGAAUCUGGUCGAUGGGAGGAAGAGCAAGCAGCCAGGCGAAAACUCGGCCGGAGAGCUCCUUCUCACAGUCGGAAUUCAGACCUCACAGUGGGAUGUCCCAGAGUUCGGAAAAGAAGAAGAAAAAGAAGAAGUUUGAGUUCCCAUGGUGGUGUCGUAUCGUUGGGUGGAUCUUGCUUUGGACUCUCACUGGCGUGUCGGUUGCUUUUGUCACCUUCUAUGGCAUCAUGUUCCAGGACGAGAAAUGCAAGAAAUGGAUUACUUCCAUGCUGGUUUCCUUUUUCACAUCCAUCUUCGUGACUCAACCAAUCAAGGUGUUCCUGACCGCCAUCAUCUUCUCGCUGAUCUGGAAGAACCCUGGGGAGGGUGAAGACGACAAGCCUGAGGAUGAGGAGGAGCCGAAGCUGGAAUAUGAUGAGGAGUACCUCCAUGCAGGCGCUGAAACUGGAGGAUUCGGAGCAGCUCGCCCACGAAAGAUUGGAUACAAACCGCCAGAUCCGGAGGAACUUGAGAGGGCAAGGAAACAGAGGUUGAAUGAGAUCAAGAUGUGGGAAAUCGUCAGAGAGCUUGUCUUCUAUUCCUUCUUCCUGUGGAUUCUGAUGGUCAUAAGUUACCGAGGCAGGAACCCCAACAGUUAUAUCUACAAGGACACCCUGGAGAAGAUGAUCAUCAAGAACAAUCACACUUUGCAAUGGUUUACCAAGAUACACAACGCUGAGGAGUACUGGAAAUGGGCCCGGAGCGGCAUGGUGAACGCGGUGCGCGCCAGCAGCUACUACAACAAGGACCCUCCGCUCAUGCUGCGAGGAUUCAUAGGCGACAAGGUGUCGAGGAUGAUGGGCUUUGCCACCAUGAGACAACUCAGAGUUGAACCAGGUUUAUGCGAGACAAUCGACGUGAUGCAGACAGUCAUUACCGAGUGUAACGAGGCAUACUCCCUAUUCAGCGAGUCUAAAGGCAGCUUCGCUCCCGACUGGAAACCAUUAGGUGUAAACGAAACAGCGAGAAUGGAGUACUCGUACAGAACUGCCUCGGACUUGAACGGUUAUCCUUACCUGGGCCUACUGGAAGUCUACGGUGGAGGCGGUUAUAUUGUUGAGCUCAGAGGAUCGAAAACCACGCUUGAAAAGAAAAUGUUAGAACUUGAGAAGGAAAAUUGGAUAGAUAAAUACACCCGCGCUGUAUUUGUAGAGUUUACGGUUUACAACCCGCAAGUCAACCUGUUCGCAAUCGUUACCAUUUUAGCCGAGUUUCAACCAAGUGGUGGUGUCCUGACGUCGUCUCGCUUUGAACCUGCGACGCUGUUGCCGUACAUGACGUCGGUGAUGCUGUUCCAGAUCGUGUGUGAAGUCAUCUACUUUAUCUUCACGAUUGUAUUCAUUGUCAAGGAGUUCCGUACAUUCUUAAAAGAAAGAACAAAUUACUUUAAGUCAUUUUGGAAUCUUGUCGAGAUAUCGAUCAUUGUAAUGUCGGUUUCGUCUAUCGUGGUCUACUUCUACCGGUUGAUAGUAACGAAUUCCCUCACCAACGAGUUCAAACGUAACCAUGGCAACGAAUACAUGAAGUUCCAAUAUGCUGGGUACUGGAAUGAGAUCUUCUCGUACAUGAUUGGAUGGCUGGUCUUCUUUGGCACUCUGAAAUUCCUGAAACUGCUGCGCUUUAACAAGAGAAUGUCCCUCCUCGCUUCUACCCUCAAGAACGGAGCCCACAGUAUCAUACACUUCAGUGUGCUCUUCUGGAUCAUGUUCCUGGCUUUCAUGCAGCUGUUCUACCUUACUUUCAAGAACGUCAGCUCUGCCUUCACCACAAUGGUCAUCGCAGCUGAGUCCGGAAUCCUGAUGAUGAUGGGCAAAUUUGACAUCUACGGAAUGCUGAUGGUGGAACCAAUCCUUACCCAAGUCUACGUCUUCUUCUUUGUCGUGACGUGCACCUUCAUCCUCGUCAACAUGUUCCUCUCCAUCCUCAACGAGACCUUUGCUUCCGUCCGCGUGGACAUCAACAAGCAGAACAAUGACUACGAGAUCGUCACUUUCAUGGUGAACCGGUUCAAGAAGUGGACAGGCUUAGGGACCGUAGCAAAUGCUCCACCAACCAACGCCACCGACGUAGCCAAGCCGCCCACCGUGGAGGAGUUUCCUGACCGCAUCGACCGCCUCCUCAAUUCCAUUUCCAACGUGUACAUGGACGACAACAUAGGGGCGCUGCUGGAAAGCAAAGGAGAAUCCAAGAAGAUGGCAAUGAAGAAUAUGAUGAGACCAACUGCCCCUGGCAGCACAAGAGGCGGCCCCAGAAUAAAUUAACACUAAGUGUGGGCUAAGGCUAGUUCACACACACGCACUCAGUAGUGACUACCGGCCAAACGCUAGUCCAAACAACCACAAGAAUGGUCAUAGUAAUAGCUGCUUUGCCUAUACUGUCAUACUGACUUGAUGUUUAGUUCAGUCCGUGUGUAUGCAUCGUUUCUUUACGUCCUUCACGUUGAGUUAAUAACGAUUUGAAAUAAGAAGAUUCUUGUAUAGACUAUUACACAAGUACGACGCGGGUAUCUCAAUAGAAAACAAUUCAACAUUUAUAUGAUAAACCAUUUCGGUGUGAUCCAGUAUUGCAUUUGCCAGUGAUUAUACAGGCCAGUUCUACACGAGUUCUCUCUCAAGUUUUUGUGUACAAUUUACAAGAUGACGACUGUUAAAGUCAAAGUUAUACCAGUAGCUCACAAACAAAGUCGUUUAAUGAAGUUGUAACAGAACAUUUUUACACUUCCUAUGUGAAUCUGAUUGUUAUUUCAGACUUAUUUGAAAAUCACCUUUAUCUCACGAACAUGUCGCAAGUCAAGCCUUAUCUCUAUUUAAUAAUUUAAAUCGCAAUAAUUUAUCUCUUUUAUUAAAGUUACAAUGAGAUACUCUAGAAACACGUGAUGUUUUACUGUUUUAUUAUGUUGUAUUUUCAAGUUUUAUUGGUACUUUGUGAUAGACUGAUGUCACAUUAGAACUCCCUGUCAUACAUCUACACGAUAAAAUACAAUCCCAUUGUUCCAUGGCCUUCAGAGUCGAUGAAUUUUUCUCCAAGAAAUCUGAUUGAAUUAUUUUAUCGAUGUUUUCAAUUUCGUUUGUAAUAACGGUAUUUAACAAAACACGGGUUUUGUGAAGUUUUGAAGCUGAAGUAUCAGUCACCAGGUUUAUAUGAAAUACGGCUGCUUUCUGACAUCCAUAUUGAUUUUUAACCAAUUUUUUUAUUCAUUUACUGUGAUUCUGCUGUUUCAUCGUCCAGAUACUGUGAUAUUUAAAACUGCUGUUUCAUUGAUGCAAAACCAUUUUCCUUAUUGCGUCCGUCCAUAGUGAUAUCUCUGAAUAGAGAAUUACUCAUCUGUUGCAUUGUUAAAGGUUAUAUCGAGUCAAUAAAACAGACAGUAGCAGACA
This is a messenger RNA of Haliotis rufescens (red abalone), 11576 nucleotides long. RefSeq lists its product as uncharacterized. Gene Ontology annotation, biological process: detection of mechanical stimulus. Gene Ontology annotation, cellular component: membrane. The record is from RefSeq and is a predicted model, not a curated record. Gene Ontology annotation, molecular function: calcium channel activity; protein binding; calcium ion binding. Lineage: Eukaryota; Metazoa; Mollusca; Gastropoda; Lepetellida; Haliotidae. The transcript is spliced from 37 exons. The coding region runs from base 60 to 10460 and encodes 3466 amino acids.